Oncorhynchus mykiss (rainbow trout) is the source of this 3069-nucleotide messenger RNA. RefSeq names its product potassium inwardly rectifying channel subfamily J member 19b (gene kcnj19b). NCBI's taxonomy places the organism in Eukaryota, Metazoa, Chordata, Actinopteri, Salmoniformes, Salmonidae. Gene Ontology annotation, cellular component: plasma membrane. The record is from RefSeq and is a predicted model, not a curated record. Gene Ontology annotation, biological process: regulation of monoatomic ion transmembrane transport; potassium ion import across plasma membrane. Gene Ontology annotation, molecular function: G-protein activated inward rectifier potassium channel activity.
CCCAAGCAGACAGCAGCAGCUUGUGGCGCGAGCCCGAAGAACAUGCGAUGCAUGGAGUGGUGUCCGGCGCCGGAGGAGGACAGUCGGCUUGGAUCCGUUUUGGUUUUUCAAGGACACAUAAUUUGCAUGUUUCAGUGAGCUUCUGUCAUAGUGUCACAUCACAACAACGAUGUGAAGCCCGGGACUACAUAAAAGUUGGCCAACGAGGACUGAGGUGUCAAUAAAUGCUGGAAUGCGUAUUUAUUCGACUGAUCUAUGGACUGUGAUGUAUAUUUUUUGUUAUCACUAUUAAUUCACCUACGUGCAGGAUCAUCUCAUCACGAGCAAGUGAAUAUUAUUGCAUCUCUUGGAUAGUGGUGCCAAGCCUGCGUAAAGCCUAUUUGGUUCAGCGCAAAUCGCUCAUUAUGUCUGCGAUACGCAGGAAAUUUGGCGAGGACUACGAGGUAGUGAACACCAAACGGGACAUGACUGUGUCUGCACCCGUGAAGAGAAAGCGCCAGCGGUUUGUGGAGAAGAACGGCCGCUGUAACGUCCAGCAUGGUAACCUUGGCGGGGAGACAAGUCGAUAUAUUUCCGAUCUUUUCACCACGCUAGUCGACCUGAAAUGGCGGUGGAACCUACUCAUAUUUAUAUUAACCUACACGGUAGCCUGGCUGGUUAUGGCAUCUAUGUGGUGGAUAAUAGCCUACAUCCGUGGUGACAUCAAACCACAAGGCCACGACUCGUCAUACACCCCGUGCGUCGCGAACGUCUACAACUUUCCGUCCGCUUUCUUGUUCUUCAUUGAAACAGAGGCUACUAUCGGCUAUGGUUACCGCUACAUCACAGAAAAGUGUCCGGAAGGCAUUAUUCUUUUUCUCUUCCAGUCUCUCCUGGGUUCUAUAGUGGACGCAUUUCUUAUCGGCUGCAUGUUUAUCAAGAUGUCCCAGCCAAAGAAGCGCGCGGAGACUCUCAUGUUUAGCCAGGAUGCCGUUAUCUCGCAACGGGACGGGAAGUUGUGUCUCAUGUUCCGAGUGGGGAACCUGCGGAACAGCCAUAUGGUUUCGGCCCAGAUCAGGUGCAAACUUAUCAAGUCUCGUCAGACUCCGGAGGGGGAGUUCCUACCCCUGGACCAGUGUGAGCUAGACGUAGGAUUUGGGACGGGGGCCGACCAGCUCUUCCUGGUGUCCCCUCUGACUAUCUGCCACGAGAUCAAUCUCAAGAGUCCCUUCUUUGACCUGUCCCAACGCUCGCUCAUGAACGAGGAGUUUGAGAUCGUGGUCAUCCUGGAGGGCAUCGUGGAAACCACUGGUAUGACGUGUCAGGCACGGACCUCCUACACAGAGGACGAGGUGUUGUGGGGCCACCGCUUCCUGCCCGUCAUGUCCUUGGAGGAGGGCUUCUUCCGGGUUGACUACUCCCAGUUCCACAACACCUUCGAGGUCAACACUCCCCGUUACAGCAUCAAGGAGCACGAGGAGAAGAUCUCCCUGACUUCCCCCAACCCUCCACCAGGCGUCCCCACCUCCCCUCCCCUGGGGAAUGGGGGCCAGAGCCGGGGCCGCAGGGAGAGGAUGCUGUCAGUGGACUUUGCCGACCAUGGAGAGGCUACCCAGGAACAAGCGAUGGGGAGGCUGCCCAGCAAGUUACAGCAUAUGAGCUCUUACAAGGAGGACCUCCGAACGAGGGUGAAGACUGGAGGAGCCCAGCCUGGGGACAAGGCCUCUAGCAGGGGUGACCAGGGGAGUCUGCCCCUGGCGGUCCAGCAUCUGGUCUCCAACUCCAUCCCCGUGGGCUUUGGCCAGGGGAAGGUGGAGGAGAAGCUCCAGCUUAAGGCACUAGAUGGGGGUCCAGGUAUUGGAGACACUCUGACUCAUUCAGUUGGGGAGCAGGAGAAGUGGAGACUUCCCCCUGCCCUGAGCCCCAUCCCGGCCCCAAAUCCGACCCCUGUCCAAAUCCCUUUGCCUGUGGGUGGGGGGUGGCCGGAGGAUAACCUGCCUGACAAACUGCGCCGAAUGAACGCUGACCGCUGAUAUUGACCGUGGACCAUUGACCGUGAAAUUACUAUUAAUUACCGGAAACAAACAGAUUCCCAAAAACUCUAAAUAGAUAUAGAAAGCAAUGCUUAAUGGGUAACGCGGUUUUCAACAGGAUAUUACACUACUGUGAUGACUUUUGCCCGUUUAUGGCUAUUUUAACUGGUUGAAUAAAUGUUGAUUCAAUGUAAUUUGACAACAUAUUGUGAUGUGGAAUCUUCGUGGAAAAUACAGUGGAUUUGAAAAAGUUAUCAAAUUUCUACCACAGGAUUAUGUCAUCAUGCUAACCACAUUUCAACAUAGACAAACCUUGUAUAAAAUACGUUGAAUUUGUACCUUUAAAACAAAGUCAGAUCUUUAACGUUAUUUCCACUAUCAGAAAAAAAAACUAUAUGCUAGGUAGCACGUCCUACUGGAGAAUUUAUCAAUCUACAGCUACCUUUUGGUCUCCCAUCUAGAGUUUUAACUAUGCUCAGCUCUACCUAGCUAAGAUAUUUGUCACUGACUAUUACCAAUGUGCUAUUGUGAUUGAGAAUGAUUGUUGAGAGAUCUCCACUUGAAAACUAAAUAGAUUCACUGUUGCUAUCAAAGUCAAUCCAAAGGGUAGGUUUAACAGAACAAAUUAAAUGCGACCAUAAUAUAUCACUCAUAUAUCAUCAAUUAUGGUAUUUAUUUAGGCUAUAUAGCAUUUUCAACAGCUAUUGUUUCAAUUCAACCAAGAAUUCAACUAAAAUUAGACAUUGCAAUAGCCCUAGGUUUUCAAACUCUCGUUGAUUUCAAAUGUAAUGCUAUUUAGUAACGUUGAAUUGAGUUUGGUUGUCAAAGCAUUCAAAUAUCCACAUUUGAAGGAGAUGUAACUUUUAAAGAAUAGGACUGAAUCAAAUCAAACUUUAAAUGAACUUUAAAUCAAGUUUGAUUUGGUUUAGUCCUAUUUAGGGCUGUGGUGGUCAUGAAAUGUUGUCAGCUUGUGAUUGUCAAGCAAAUAACUGCUGGUCUCAUGGUAAUUGACCGUUAAUUAACAUAAACACAUUUAGCAUCUAUGAUGCAGACCUUU